This is a messenger RNA of Aspergillus versicolor CBS 583.65, 2613 nucleotides long. RefSeq names its product putative cell wall protein. The record is from RefSeq and is a predicted model, not a curated record. The transcript has 3 exons. Bases 262 to 2271 code for a protein of 669 amino acids. Lineage: Eukaryota; Fungi; Ascomycota; Eurotiomycetes; Eurotiales; Aspergillaceae.
CCUGUGGGCUGACGGACCAGACUAAGCCAGGACACUCAGGGGAGGUAUAUAACCCUGCGAGCAGCUCGCCCUCGUUCUCCAACCAGCAAGCUUUCUUUGUCUGUCACUCUCUGGCCCUGUGCCUGUCCCUCGUUUUUACAACAUAUUUUACCAGUCUAUCGUUAAAUCGUUUGAUACGUCAUUCGCUCCCUCUUUUUCCGAAUUCUCCCCGCGAAUUAUUGUUGUCGCUUUAAAACCGUUUUUUUCUAUACUAACGCAACCAUGCGUUCCAGCCUUGUUCUGCUCGCUGGUCUUGCCGGCUCGGCCCUCGCCCUUCCCACUGCUAGCCCUGAGCUCGACGCCCGUACCUUCGGCCUCGUUGAGGGCCUAGUCGACACCGUUACGAAUCUUCUUCAGGGCCAAACCCCAGCACACAUCCUUGGUGGCAUCAGCUCCGAGGCUGCUGCGGCUCUUGGCGGCGGUGCUCUUGGUUGCAAGGCUGGCUCCAUUGACCUCGAGUACCGCAAGAAGCUUGUUUCAUGGCUUAAGAAUGGUGCCGGUGCUGACCUCGAGAGCUCUCUCAGGAAGGAACUGCUGUCUUGGUGUGAGGGUGAUUCUGAUGAGCUCGACGUCCCCCUUCGUGCUCAACUCGGCUUCUUCCUUCCCCAGACUGUCAGCAUUGCUGCUGAGAAUGGUCUCUACAUGACCGUGAACGGUGUUUUCUCUCUGGCUUCAGAAACCAUUGGUGUUCUCACCGCCACUGCUCAGGCCACUCUCGAGACUGCCAUUAAGGCUCUCGGUGAGAUUGACUGGAAGGUCAGGUCUGGUCUUGAGUUCUGUGCCGCCGGUGGUGUUGUUAACGACCUUGACGCUGAGAUCGUCAACGCCAUGAAGGCCUGGCUCAACAGCAGCAAGUGCACCUUUUCCACUGAACUCCAGAAGACCGUCAUCUCCUGGAUCCAGGGCGAUAUUGGUGGCGAUGUUAUUCAUAUUCCCUCCCUGCCUGUUGGUGGUGUCACCGCCAUCUCCCUCGGUCACACCAUCGAGGCCCUCGUCGAGGGUAGCGGUGCCCUAGUUAGCAGCGCUCAGGCUUCCCUCUCUGCUUUCCUGCAAACUGACGCUGGCCUUGGAAUCGAGGAUGAGAUCAAGGACCUCCUUCACAUCUCUGCCAACGGAGGCUCCGCCAUCAAAAUUGAAGUUGCUAAGCGCAUUCAACUCGCCCUUUGGCUCUCCAGCUCCAAGUGCACGCUUACCAGCGAGCUUAAGGGUCUCCUUAUUUACUGGCUAUCCCAAGGCGUUGAUUCCGCCUCUGAGGUCUCUCUCAACGUCGGUACUAGCCUUGUCAGCGACCUCACCGGUUUCCUCACUGGCACAAUCGACUCUCUGCUCGGCACCCAGCUCCACGGUCUCAUCUCUUUCAUCCUCUCUGGCAAGGGUGUUCUCUCAAUCUCUCAGGAGGCUCGUACUCAGCUAAUCGCUCUUGUCAGUGGUGGCUGCGGUAUUGAGAUCACGCAAACUAUCCAGGAAAUCAUUAUUGGCUGGCUCACCGGUUGCCAACAGUGCUGCGGCGGUUCUACCUCCAGCAACACCCCCAGCCUUCCUUCCAGCACUUCCGCUAUUCCUGCCAGCUCUACUCCCUCUGUUCCUUCCGGCCCUACCUCGACCGGCGGUGUCCCUACCGGUGUUCAGCCCACCGAGUCUCCUAGCGAGACCUCGACUCCUUGUGACACCCUGACCAGCGAGAGCGAGACCCCCACCGGACCUGCUGACACCCCCGCUGGUCCUACCGAUGUUCAGCCCACCGAGUCUCCUAGCGAGACCUCGACUCCUUGUGACACCCUGACCAGCGAGAGCGUGAUCUCCUCCACCAUCUCUAUCCCUGAGACAACCCCUGCUGGACCUACCGACUCUCCCGCUGUUCCUACCAGCAGUGUUCCUGUUGUCCCCAGUGGCCCAGCUGAUACCGAGACCCCUGAAGCUAGCUCUACUCCUUGCGAGACCCUCACCAGUGAGAGCGUGGUCUCCUCCACUAUCUCCAUCCCUGAGGAGACUCCUGCGCCUACCAAUGUCGAGCCUACCACUGUCCCUACCAGCAGCAUUCCUGUUGUCCCUAGCCCGGCAAACACUGAGACCCCUGAAGCUAGCUCUACUCCUUGCGAGACCAUCACCAGCGAGAGUGUGAUCUCCUCCACAAUCUCUGUCCCUGAGGAGACCCCCGUCCCAACCCCCGCCCAGCCUACCACUGACUCUCCCGCCGACCCCCGUCCCAACCCCCGCCCAGCCUACCACUGACUCUCCCGCCGGCCCUGGCGAGACCUCCACCCCAUGCGAGACCUUCACCAGCGAGAGCGUGGUCUCCUCCACCAUCUCUAUCCCUGAGGAGACUCCCGCUGCCCCCACCAACGUCCAGCCCACCACCUCCCCGGCUGGCCCAGGUGUCACUCAGGCCCCCUCUCAGUCCGGCAGCUGCGCCUCUUGCGGCGUCGCUACGGUCACCGUCACCAAGACGGUUGGUGUUGCCUCUUGCCCUCCCAACUACUAAGGGGCCCGAGUUCAACCCAAUCCAUCUAACGAGACGAUCCCAAUGGCACCACCUGCUGUACAUGCCUAAUUCAUAAUUUUUAUUUUCUUGGC